Monopterus albus (swamp eel) is the source of this 1913-nucleotide messenger RNA. It is a transcript of the gene gpn2, whose product is annotated as GPN-loop GTPase 2. The transcript is spliced from 5 exons. The coding region runs from base 443 to 1384 and encodes 313 amino acids. NCBI's taxonomy places the organism in Eukaryota, Metazoa, Chordata, Actinopteri, Synbranchiformes, Synbranchidae. Gene Ontology annotation, cellular component: cytoplasm. Gene Ontology annotation, molecular function: GTPase activity. The record is from RefSeq and is a predicted model, not a curated record.
CUAUGUGUAGCUUAGCCAUUAGCUAUCGUACAGUGUACGCAUGCGAACACAACAGCGGUAAAUUGUAGGUAGUUGGUGGCGCUUGUUAAAAUUAAAGAUUCUCGAUAGAGUUUACUGCAUUAGUUUUAUGCUAUACAGACUUUUAAUUAGGGCUGGCUGGAUAAUGUUUACAAAUUCUCUUCGUGUGUGUAGCUCAAUGCUGAUCAUUGACAUUUAUUUACCCUGUUAAAUAUCGAGGUGAAUAUAAUUUAAUAGAAAUUGUGAGCACAAGUAAAGGCUGAACUUGCACCAAGCUACUUUAGUCCUGUUACGUGACCCUACGACGUAAGAGUACGCUGGAUGCUCAUACCUUUUCACAGGACAGUGCUUGUGGCUCCAUCCGACACCUUGUCUCAUCUAAUGUGAACCUUUGCAGCCCCUCAGUCUAGUUUGCACUGAAACCAUGUCCAGCCUGCCAAGAGCAACCCCCUCUUUACGUUUCGGUCAGGUGGUCAUUGGACCCCCAGGCUCAGGUAAAACCACUUAUUGUCGAGGAAUGCAAGAGUUCCUGACUGAACUGGGACGUAAGGUGGUUGUGGUGAACAUGGACCCUGCUAAUGAAGGACUGCCAUAUUCCUGUGCGGUAGACAUCUCAGAGCUGGUCACUCUGGGCGAUGUUAUGGAUGGCUUGAAGCUUGGGCCCAACGGUGGGCUCCUCUAUUGUAUGGAGUAUGUUGAAGCAAAUCUGGACUGGUUAGAGAACAAGCUGAAACAGCACAGUGACUGUUACUUCCUGUUUGACUGUCCUGGACAAGUGGAGCUCUACACCCAUCAGAGUUCAGUAAAGAACAUAUUCUCACAACUGGCUAAGUGGAAUUUCAGGCUGACUGCAGUGCACCUUGUGGACUCUCAUUACUGCGCUGACCCAGCCAAGUUCAUUUCUGUGCUGUGUACCUCCCUGUCGACCAUGCUGCACGUGGAGCUUCCUCAUGUCAACGUCCUCUCCAAAAUGGACUUGAUUGAGCAGUAUGGCAAACUGGCCUUCAACCUUGACUUCUACACAGAGGUUAUGGAUCUGACCUAUCUCCUUGAUCACCUGGCUGCAGACCCCUUCUUUAAAAAAUUCCACCAUCUAAAUGAAAAGUUGGCAGAGGUCAUACAAGACUACAGCCUUGUUUCCUUUGUCCCUCUCAAUGUAGAGGACAAAGAGAGCAUGAUUCAGGUCUUACGAGCAGUGGACAAGGCCAAUGGUUACUGCUUUGGAGAUCUGGAGGAGAGGAAUCUGCAGGCCAUGAUGUCAGCUGCUGUGGGGGCAGACUUCCAGUUCAGCUCUACUCUUGGAGUGCAAGAGAAGUAUGUCGAAAGCAGUGGAAAGACUGUGGAGGAAGAAAUGAUGGAGCUGUAAACUGAAAAGCUCAAAUAAAGGGACAAAACCAGUUGUUUUCUAGCACCAGUACACCAAGGGAGUCUUUGCAACAUCCAUCUCACUUGGCCUGAAUUCUGAGCCUCUCUACAAAUGCAGUGGCGAGACGGGAGCUAAAUUUGGGUGCUGUAGAUGCUUCAAGGUUGCACCCCACCUCAUAAAAUUCACCAGGGGCUGACUGAAGGAACUAAAUGCUGAGCUGCUCUUUAGUUAUUAGCAAGCGAGGUGUGAUUUAUUCUUCUGUUGCUGUCUUAAUAGACAACAUUAAAGGAAAAUUUCAAUAAAUGUCAAUAUUCUGUUAAAAUGUGCUGAAAGUAAAUGCCUCUUUUUUCCUUUCUGUUUUGAGUAUGUUAAAUGUUUGAGCCCCUGAUACUUUUGAGGACUCGGGUAACUCUCCACAGUAAGCAUCCAGAGAUGCAACUCUGUAUAGACGUAUUCAUUCAAACAAUAAACAUUGAAUUGACUUGUAACUAUAGAUGGUGUUUUGCCCUCUCUACAGGAAUGAAUUAAC